This is a messenger RNA of Alternaria burnsii, 810 nucleotides long. RefSeq lists its product as uncharacterized. Gene Ontology annotation, biological process: TOR signaling. The record is from RefSeq and is a predicted model, not a curated record. Gene Ontology annotation, cellular component: cytosol. The transcript is spliced from 2 exons. NCBI's taxonomy places the organism in Eukaryota, Fungi, Ascomycota, Dothideomycetes, Pleosporales, Pleosporaceae. The coding region runs from base 1 to 810 and encodes 269 amino acids.
AUGGCAUCGCUCAACGGAGCGCCCGCCGAUACCGUGGCACCUGGCCACGCCGACACGUCCAUCACCAAGCAAGGCUUCACCAUCACCACGCGCAAACUGCCCAUCCUCAAGGCCGGUCCUAUAGAAGACAUGACGAACAAAUUGGGCAUUGCGCCGCCCGAGAUGAUAUUUGGCGACAACAUGGUACGAAUAGAACACGAGCAGAGUGGCUGGUACAUCGAGUUCAAUGCCUUGGAUGCGCUGGAUCGGGUGGACAAGACUGGCGACAACAUGUUCAAGGUGUCAUACUCGAAAGAAUGGCAGCAGAACCGACAGAAGCAAUUCGAGGAUAUCAAGGAAGUCGUCAAGCCGUUCGACUGGUCCUACAGCACAGAUUACAAGGGAACCACACCGCCAACACCCGCCUUCGAGCCUACCGAGACUCCCAUACCACUUGCUCUACUCAAGCGGCCUGACCCUAUACACUUCUUCGACGAAUUAGUCCUUUAUGAAGACGAACUAGCGGACAACGGCAUUGCCAUGCUAUCUUGCAAGAUUCGCGUCAUGCCGCAACGGCUACUAUUACUUGUGCGCUUCUUCAUGCGUCUGGACGAUGUUAUCUUCAGGAUACGCGACACUCGGAUAUUUGUCGAGUUUGGUGACAACGUGGUGCUCAGAGAAUACACAGCGAGGGAGGACAAGUACGAGCAUGUGAGGAAGAAGCUAGCAGGAAGAAAAGAGGAUGUGCUUGCGAUAAUGCGAGACCCCAACCGCUUGGCGGAGCACAUACCUAUCGUGGAGCAUAAGCUCGAGGGGCUGCAAUUGAAGUAA